AUGAAAAAUUCCCUAGCUUCCUUAACAAAAACUGAGAAGAGAGUAAAAUUUGUGCCACCUGAUGGAGGCUGGGGCUGGAUGAUAUUACUUGGUACUGGUCUUUCAAAUAUUUUCAACCAGUCUAUGCUGUCCCUAUUCAGUUUAUUGUAUGGGGAUGCAUUAGAGGCAAUGGGACAUAGGACAGCUGGGGCUGCUAUAGUAAUGAAUACUAUGUUAUGUGUAAGUAACUGUAGUGGACCAUUCGCCGGAGUCCUAGUUAAGCUAACUUCACCCAGAUUUGUAUGCGUUACUGGGUCUAUCAUUUGCACUGUUGGAAUUUUCUUAAGUGGAUUUUCUACUAAUAUUAUUCACCUUGUUAUCACUUAUGGGAUACUUUUGGGCGCUGGAUUGGGUUUUAUACAAAAUGCGUCCUUCGUAGCCAUAAAUAGUUACUUUAAAUUGAAAAAGAGUAUUGCAGUUGGCAUCGCAAUGACUGGAACGGGGAUUGGUCAGACUCUGAUGCCUCAUGUAGUCCGAUAUCUAUUGGAUAGCUACGGAUUUAGAGGUGCAUGUUUGCUGCUCUCGGCGAUGAGUUUACAUGGGAUUUGUGGUACGUUACUAAUUCAACCGGUGGAAUGGCAUAUGAAAAAGAUUGAAGAGGAAGUAGUGGUUGAUGAAAAGGUUAAUUUAUUGGAGGAAAGUAAGAAAAACGACGAAUUAAAUAAUACAGCGCGACGCGCUACUUCGCCGAUUUUGAAUGAUGACGGUAAACAGAAGCUAGUUCCUGAUUUUCAUAGUCAUAAGGAUUUAAAAUCAUUAGGAGAUAGGCCAUCAAAUGGCCAUCUUAAUGGAACCAGUAAAAGCUCACAGAACACGAAAAGCGGUUUAAGAAAAUUAUAUGAAUUAUUUGAUAUAUCUCUUUUGAAAAAUCCACGUUUCUUGAACGUUAUUAUUGGAACAGCUUUAACAUCUAUUUCAUUGCAAAACUUCAGCAUGUUGUAUCCAUUAUUUUUACAGAAUGCAGCAGGUAUGAAUAAACAAGAAACUGCCAAUUGUAUGUCGGCCGUGGCGUUUGCAGAUAUUAUUGGAAGACUUUCUAUACCGCAGCUUCAGGCUAAAUUUAACAUUUCAGCUCGAAUGACAUUGAUUAUAACCUGUAUUUGGGUAUUUAUUGUGAGACAGAUCCUGGCGUACCAAACGGAUAUAUAUGUUAUACUGGUAUUAUCCUCAAUGUAUGGUAUCGGACGGAGUAUGGUUAUUGUGGCCAGGAAUAUAACAAUUUCCGAACAAUGCCAGGUGGAACAAGUUGCUUCAGCAGUAGGUCUUGGGAUGUUAAGUAUGGGAUUGCUCACGCCACCAAUUGGAUAUUUCCUAGGAUGGGUUCGAGACUUUACAGAAGAUUAUAUCGCCUGUAUCAGUGCGCAAAACGCAAUUUUGAUACUAUUCUUAAUAAUGUGGAUACCUGAUAUGUUGCAUCAGUACUACCAGAAGAAGAAAGAGAAAGUAGACGAGACCGAAAUGACGUAA
Pieris macdunnoughi is the source of this 1506-nucleotide messenger RNA. NCBI's taxonomy places the organism in Eukaryota, Metazoa, Arthropoda, Insecta, Lepidoptera, Pieridae. The record is from the annotation of a GenBank genome assembly.